Messenger RNA from Rubroshorea leprosula, 2411 nucleotides. The record is from the annotation of a GenBank genome assembly. NCBI's taxonomy places the organism in Eukaryota, Viridiplantae, Streptophyta, Magnoliopsida, Malvales, Dipterocarpaceae.
AGCAAAGGACCUUCACAGUUUUCAGGCGAUCUUCUCAAGGAAUUUCAGUACCAAUUUUUCAGGUAAUAACGAAUGGAAUUUGUUAGUGGAGUAGGAGAACUCCGGGGUAACCAGGGUAUGGAAGGGGAAGAGAACGUGAUAGUCGUAGAACCCAUUACCAUGAUUGUACCACCGGAACUGCAAGACGUGUCGGAAACCCCUACGCCGGAGAGCAGUGCCAGUUUAGGCGCGCAUGAGGGUUCCGGUGCUAACCCCUCUCCGUCAUCUGAAGGGUCGUCAUCAGAAAACACUGCCAGUGCAAGCAGCCCCUCGCCGGAAAGUAUGGAAGUGGCCGUAAGUGUACCUCCAGUUGCAGGUUGGGAAAAUAAAACCAUAGGUGGUAGGUUGAGCAACCUUCGCAAGGCGCCGAAUACACUGACAGCCGGAUUUCGGUUUAGGGCGAACCUGCAUCAUGAGGUAGCAGAUUGCCCUACCUCCAUCAAAGGGUACAAGAGACUAGAGGAAGUGGUGAGACAGUACCACGUUCCUAGGACAGUUUUGUUACGAACGGGGACCAAAAAUGAAAGGGCCUGCAGUGUGUCAGCAACAGGGUGGAUACCUGUAUAUGUGGACCAUUUCGACGCCGGCCUGAGGUUUCCUUUAUCCGGGCUGAUUUUUGACAUUCUGUCAGAGUACGAGCUGGCGCUCACACAGUUGACUCCCAACAGCAUAAAAUUUAUCGUAAGGUUUAUGCUGCUGUGUGCACAGUUGGAGAUACCUGCGAAGGCCGUUGUUUUCAGGUCGCUAUUUUUGUGCCGGCUGAGCUCUGCACAGACAAGGUGGUACUACAUUUCUGGGCGAGAGAAAAUGGCCGUCUUCAAGAACAUAAGGAAUAAGGUGUCACGUUGGAAGAGGCAAUUUAUCUUUGUCCGGGAUACGCGAGCAGAGAGGGUUAGCACCGAUCUGGCAGCUCGUCUAUCUGAGUGGCACCCAGGGCAUGCGUACAUGAACUACCCCACAUUAACCCCGGGCGACCUGAAGCUUAGGGAUAGGAUCACUAAUUAUGUGAAGGGAGGGGGGUUAGUUGAUUUGGAAGCCUUGGUUACCCCUGAGGUGCUCACUUUGCGUGGGUUUGUGGAUAUCACAAACCUGUUUAGUGAAGGAGAGAUGAGUAGCAUGCUUGAGAAACAAAGGGAGCGAGCUCAGCGCUCUCGUGGCAGGGGAACUGGGUCUAGCGCGAGGAGGCAAACGCGCUUUGACGAGCUACCGCCUGCAGCACCUCGCAGCUCAUCGCAGAGGGAACAAGAUGACGUACCAUUAAUUCGGCGCAGGUUGGAUUCUGAGAGACAACCUAGGGUGGUGCGCUCACCUGAGGCGCCUGUGGUCCAGCCGCGUAGCGCGGCUGAGGCGUUUCCACCGUCAGUAGCUAGCGGUGGGCCCAGGAUCGCAUACCCUGAGGGUUUUAGUUACACUAAACCCGACUGUCAGCUCGUUAUGGUCCAGGGUAUGCAGAAUUUCGUCCCGCCUGUGGACCGUCACCGCGCUAAAGGCUACAUUCAGCAGCACGGGACUCACGCUGCAAUGCUGAAAAUGAUGGAUGCGCUAAGCUAUUCUGUAGCUCUGUUCGAGAGCGAGCAGGCAGCUCGAAUACAGAAUAGGGAGCUGGCUGACAAUUGCAAGCGGCUGUCCUCAGACAAGGCGAGCUUGAAGGAUGAGGUGAACCGUUUGCAAAGCUCAGAGAUGGCCAACAGGGCUGCAUCAGCCGAAAGCCGGGCUGACGAGCUGGCCAAUAGGGUCAUCCAACUGCAAGAGGAGCUGGACAAGGUGAAAGCUGAGAAGGAGAGUGGGAUUCAAGCGGCCAUGGAUGAGGUCGUUCGCGCAGUGGAUCUCAGGAAAAAAGUGGAAGCUGAGAGAGAUGGCGCGCUGAACGACCUCAACGCCCUAAGAGGGCGGGUUGCUGUGGCCAACCAGGAUCUUGCCGGCGCUGAGGAAUCCCUGAGGCAGGCCAAGGCUCAGCACCAGCGCUGUAUUAGCAUCGCGCGAGCUCAAGGCGCGGAAUGGCUGGUUGGUGCUGACAUGUUCCAGGACGCCGUAGCUGUGGCGUCCAUGAACACCACGACUGAGAUCUACAAUGACGUUCAUGGUAAGGUGUUGAAGCACCGGCCGGACUUCCCAAUCAACGAGCUCGCAUUUUUUGACGAAGAAGCUGAACCCUCAAGUACUCCUCCAGCGCCUCAGCCCGUCCCUGCUGUCGUCGCCAUCCCAGCUCCUGCUGAUGCAUCCGCGCCCGUUGAUUUAACGGAUGACUAGGCUUAGGUUUUUUCUAUUUUUGUACUUGUGUGUUUUCAGUAUUUCUUUGUAUGAAACACAUUUUGUAGUUUCAUUGGCACCUUAUGUAAUUGAUUUGGAAGGAAUACAAUUCAAACAAUCUU